Messenger RNA from Schistosoma spindalis, 1621 nucleotides. The record is from the annotation of a GenBank genome assembly. Lineage: Eukaryota; Metazoa; Platyhelminthes; Trematoda; Strigeidida; Schistosomatidae.
CUAAGUCGAUAGCUUGUGGUUUUGAACGCGUUACACAUGGUGUUUCUAUAGCUGUUGACCUUGACCGGUCCUGUUUGUUUGACUCAUCGGUCGGACUCCAUCUGCUGUACUAGGCGCAUUACUUUGAGAUGUUUUCAAGAGGUACCAAUGUUUUCCGAUUCGGGAUUAGUUGUAGGAGCUUUCUGACCUCUUCAAAGCAUUCUCCAAAAGUUGCCGUAUUAGGCGCUAGCGGUGGUAUAGGUCAACCUCUAUCACUGCUCUUGAAACAGUCACCUUUGAUUUCUCAGCUUUCACUGUAUGAUAUUGCUCAUGUAAAAGGUGUUGCUGCUGACCUCAGCCAUAUUGAAACUCAAGCUCAUGUGACUGCACAUCUCGGACCAGGAGAGCUUGCAGAAUGUCUUUCUGGUGCAAAUGUUGUUAUUAUUCCCGCGGGGAUGCCUCGUAAGCCUGGGAUGACACGCGAUGAUUUGUUCAAUACAAACGCAUCGAUUGUUGCAGAACUUAUUGAUUCGUGUGCUAAAAAUUGCCCGAAAGCAAUGAUAUGCAUAAUUACAAAUCCUGUCAAUAGCACUGUACCAAUUGCAGCUGAGAUUUUAAAACGCCACAACGUUUAUGAUCCCAAGCGUCUGUUUGGAGUUACGACUCUUGAUGUUGUUCGAUCGAAUACGUUUAUUGCUCAGGCAAAAGAUCUUGCUGUGCGAAAGGUUUCUUGUCCCGUUAUUGGAGGGCACUCAGGUAUUACAAUUCUUCCUGUAAUAUCUCAAUGCAGUCCCCAUGUAUCAUUUCCACAGGAUGAAAGAGAAAAAAUUACCAAACGUAUUCAGGAGGCUGGUACUGAAGUUGUAGAGGCAAAGGCUGGAGCGGGUUCUGCUACUUUAUCAAUGGCUUAUGCCGGAGUAAGAUUCGCUGUCUCACUUUUAGAAGCCAUGAGUGGUCGAGCUGGCGUGGUGGAGUGUGCUUUUGUAGAAUCAGAUGUUACAGAAUGUGAAUUUUUUUCAACUCCUCUUGCACUUGGUGCUGAAGGUGUUGAAAAGAAUAUGGGUAUUGGAAAAUUAAAUGAAUAUGAAAUUGAAUUACUUAAAAAACUCAUCCCAGAGUUAAAAGCAAAUAUUAAGAAAGGCAAAGAAUUUGCAGCUAAAUAUACACCUAAAUAAACUAUGAUAGUGGUUAUAUUUCCUCCAUCAAGUAAUUUACAUAGUUAUUCUUGACAGCCUACAUCUUUUGUCUUUUCUAAUGAUCUAUUUUCGUUUCCCCGUAAUAUCUGGAACAACACAUCCUUAAAGAGAUUGUUCACUCCAUUGUUUCGAACCUAAAUCUUUCUUCGACUUUCCAUUUCAUACAUAGAAAUGUUGUUACCUGUCCUUUUUUCUCUCAUAUUCUCUUCAAUGUGAUCUUUUGUUUCUUUUCUCUCCAUUUACACUGUAAUUUUCCAACUUUAGUAGUGUUAUACUGCUUCAGUGUGGGUGUUUGCGUUCAAAACAGUACUUAGUUUAAAAUAACUAGGUUUAUUAUAGUCAAUAUACAUCUGGAAAAAUAAUAUACAUUUAAUUUCCCGGUCAUUUUAGCGUUUCUGUUAUAAUCUUCAGAUAUGCAUGCAGCUCAAUAAAUUUAUUAUAAAUGC